UAUUUUGCUUGUCAGAAAAAUAAACCAUUCAACGAAAGCCACCACCUGCCGGUGACGCACCCACUCGUGACGGUAGUGUUUCUCUCAGGGUUUACCUCAACAACAACAACAAGAAAUAAAACUCGUCGUUGUUCAAUUCAAUCCAGAUUUUCGAUUCGUUGAUUCCGAAAUCGAAAGGAGGAACAACAACAAAAAAACGCCAAAUCGAUAAUCUCUAAUUCCUUUUUCUUGUUGCAAUUUUCGCACAAUUUGAUUUUAACUUAUUGGAUUAACGCGUUUCGAUUUUCGAUUAACGCGUUUCUCGAUUCAAGGUUACUGUUACAUAGGUUGAUUUGCGAUUGGAUUUGCGUGUCCUUGCAAACAAUCAUAUCAUGACUCAGGCUGUGGAAGUAUUGAAUCGGUAUGGAACGGAUCUGGUAGGAGAAGGGAGAGGUUCAGAUUCGGAGUGUUUAGCAGGUUUUGAGUGUUUUCUGAACAUUGUGAGGGCACUGGGAAUGGGAUCUUGUAUAUCUGAGGUUGGUGCUGGUGGUUCACCUCCUCUGCUAUCUUAUUUGCCGGAAUCGAAUGUAGAUGGUGGGAAGAGAAGAAGGUUAAGGGGUUCUUCUUCCUUUGAUUAUAAAAUACCUGGGAGAAUGUUUUUAAAUGGGUCAAGUGAUAUUGCUUCUAUGUAUUGUAAGCAAGGUAGAAAAGGAAUUAACCAAGAUGCUAUGCUUGUUUGGGAGAACUUUUGUUCAAAUGAGGACACCAUUUUUUGUGGUGUUUUUGAUGGUCAUGGACCUUAUGGCCAUAGGGUUGCGAAGAAAGUUAGGGAUUCUUUCCCUUUAAAGCUUAGUGCACAAUGGGAUUUCCAUCGUAAGAAUAAAGAUGGAUUCAGUAAUCAUAAUGGUGCAGCCACAAGUUAUACUUCUGAAGAGCAAACUCGACUGGUUGAAGAGAAACCCAGUCAUUCUGAUCAUGAGUUUGAUGGAACAAAUGCUAUCUUGACACUAAGAGAAUCUUUUUUGAAGGCUAGUAAGAUUAUGGACAAAGAACUGAAACUGCAUCCUGAUAUUGAUUGCUUUUGCAGUGGGACUACAGCAGUUACCUUGAUCAAGCAGGGACUGAAUCUUGUUGUUGGAAAUGUGGGGGAUUCAAGAGCUGUAUUAGGAACCCGAGAUCAUGAGGAUUCUCUUAUUGCUGUUCAGUUGACUAUCGACCUUAAGCCUAAUCUUCCAAAGGAAGAAGAGAGGAUUAGGCUCCGCAAAGGAAGAGUUUUUUCCCUUCCGAAUGAACACGAGGUACCUCGAGUUUGGCUGCCUAAUACUGAUUUCCCAGGUCUGGCCAUGGCACGGGCUUUUGGAGACUUUUGCCUAAAGGACUUUGGAUUGAUUUCUGUUCCAGAUGUCUCAUAUCACCGCCUUACAGAGAAGGAUGAAUUUGUUGUGUUAGCAACUGAUGGGAUUUGGGAUGUUUUAUCAAACGAAGAAGUUGUGGAAAUUGUGGCAUCUGCGCCGCGGCCUACUGCUGCUCGAUUACUGGUUGAGUCGGCUGUUCAUGGUUGGAGGACAAAAUUCCCUUUCUGUAAGGUUGACGAUUGUGCUGCAGUGUGCCUCUUCUUAGAUUCAAAUUCAGAAUCCAAGGCAGAACAUACCACAGACAAAUCGAUGCCUCUACCAGAAGCAUCAACCGACCUAGUCGAUCAAUCACCUCUACCUGGUGAGAAAGGAAUCGGAACAGAAGCCGAAAAACAGCAGGGGUAGCAUAGCUUUUGUGCUAUAUCUCUUCCCAAACCUUUGUUUUAUUGAGAAGUUUGGGAUACUUGUGCUAUAUAUAGCAGUCAGUCAAAGAGAGUCAUUGUUUUGAUGAUUUAUUUUUUGGUAGUUUUUCUGCCAAUAUUCUUUUCAUUAUUUAUCUUUGUCAUUUCCUUGGACAGUACUUGAUGGGUGGGGGUUGGAGGAGUUUCUAUGUAUGUUUUUGCAUCCGGAGGAAAAGGGGUACCGGGCUUAUUUUUAUUGCUAGAGGUCAUUUUUCCUUCUCUGUAUAGUUGAUUUGGACUUUUUGUAAAUCCAAGUCUCUAUCCGUCAUUUUUAUUUGCAUCAUCAUUUGUUAGUUGUAUUUUUCCAAUUUAGACAUUAAGCUAGAACUUACAAAAAUUGGAUUUAUAUGGGUAAGUGAACUUCUAAGUCAGGUUUUUUCUUUACUUCAUGUUAUGCUGAGCUCAAGUUUUGAAUUGUUAAUUGUGAAGUAUUAUGAAGAUGCUGAUACUGUGCGAAGCUAA
Cicer arietinum (chickpea) is the source of this 2257-nucleotide messenger RNA. RefSeq names its product probable protein phosphatase 2C 33. Gene Ontology annotation, molecular function: protein serine/threonine phosphatase activity. Lineage: Eukaryota; Viridiplantae; Streptophyta; Magnoliopsida; Fabales; Fabaceae. The record is from RefSeq and is a predicted model, not a curated record. Gene Ontology annotation, biological process: protein dephosphorylation.